This is a messenger RNA of Pecten maximus, 1740 nucleotides long. RefSeq lists its product as uncharacterized. NCBI's taxonomy places the organism in Eukaryota, Metazoa, Mollusca, Bivalvia, Pectinida, Pectinidae. The transcript has a single exon. Bases 1 to 1740 code for a protein of 579 amino acids. The record is from RefSeq and is a predicted model, not a curated record.
AUGUCCACAGACGGACGUAUUAACAGCGACGGUCUAAACUUCAAUGCGUCCACAGACGGACGUAUUAACAGUGACGGUCUAAACUUCAAUGUGUCCACAGACGGACAUGUGGACAAUGACCGUCGAAACUUCAAUGUGUCAACAGACGGACGUAUUAAUAGUGACGGUCUAAACUUCAAUAUGUCCACAUACGGACGCAUUAAAAGUGACGGUCUAAACUUCAAUGUGUCCACAGACGGACAUGUGGACAGUGACGGUCUUAACUUCAAUGUGUCCACAGACGGACGUAUUAACAGCGACAGUUUAAACUUCAAUGUGUCCACAGACGGACGUAUUAAUAGUGACGGUCUAAACUUUAAUGUGUCCACAGACGGACAUGUGGACAAUGACCGUCGAAACUUCAAUGUGUCAACAGACGGACGUAUUAAUAGUGACGGUCUAAACUUCAAUAUGUCCACAUACGGACGCAUUAAAAGUGACGGUCUAAACUUCAAUGUGUCCACAGACGGACGUAUUAAUAGUGACGGUCUAAACUUCAAUAUGUCCACAUACGGACGCAUUAAAAGUGACGGUCUAAACUUCAAUGUGUCCACAGACGGACGUAUUAAUAGUGACGGUCUAAACUUCAAUGUGUCCACAGACGGACGUGUUAACAGUGACAGUCUAAACUUCAAUGUGUCCACAGACGGACGUAUUAACAGUGACAGUCUAAACUUCAAUGUGUCCACAGACGGACGUAUUAAUAGUGACGGUCUUAACUUCAAUGUGUCCACAGACGGACGUAUUAAUAGUGACGGUCUAAACUUCAAUGUGUCCACAGACGGACGUAUUAACAGUGACAGUCUAAACUUCAAUGUGUCCACAGACGGACGUAUUAAUAGUGACGGUCUUAACUUCAAUGUGUCCACAGACGGACGUAUUAAUAGUGACGGUCUAAACUUCAAUGUGUCCACAGACGGACGUAUUAAUAGUGACGGUCUAAACUUCAAUGUGUCCACAGACGGACGUAUUAACAGUGACAGUCUAAACUUCAAUGUGUUCACAGACGGACGUAUUAACAGUGACAGUCUAAACUUCAAUGUGUCCACAGACGGACGUAUUAAUAGUGACGGUCUAAACUUCAAUGUGUCCACAGACGGACGUAUUAAUAGUGACGGUCUAAACUUCAAUGUGUCCACAGACGGACGUAUUAAUAGUGACGGUCUAAACUUCAAUGUGUCCACAGACGGAUGUAUUAACAGUGACAGUCUAAACUUCAAUGUGUCCACAGACGGACGUAUUAACAGUGACCGUCUAAACUUCAAUGUGUUCACAGACGGACGUAUUAACAGUGACAGUCUAAACUUCAAUGUGUCCACAGACGGACGUAUUAAUAGUGACGGUCUAAACUUCAAUGUGUCCACAGACGGACGUAUUAACAGUGACAGUCUAAACUUCAAUGUGUCCACAGACGGACGUAUUAAUAGUGACGGUCUAAACUUCAAUGUGUCCACAGACGGACGUAUUAAUAGUGACGGUCUAAACUUCAAUGUGUCCACAGACGGACGUAUUAAUAGUGACGGUCUAAACUUCAAUGUGUCCACAGACGUAUGUAUUAACAGUGACAGUCUAAACUUCAAUGUGUCCACAGACGGACGUAUUAAUAGUGACGGUCUAAACUUCAAUGUGUCCACAGACGGACGUAUUAAUAGUGACGGUAUACAUGGGAAAAUAAUCAACGUUAAAGGGACACAUACUUAA